Messenger RNA from Condylostylus longicornis, 633 nucleotides. RefSeq lists its product as uncharacterized. The coding region runs from base 1 to 633 and encodes 210 amino acids. Lineage: Eukaryota; Metazoa; Arthropoda; Insecta; Diptera; Dolichopodidae. The transcript has a single exon. The record is from RefSeq and is a predicted model, not a curated record.
AUGAAAAACUCCAAAAUUGUGGGAGGACGGCUAAAACUCAAGGGUGUCGCGAUAUCAAAACAUUCAAAAAAGAAGUCAAAAUCCUCAGCUGAAUCAGGAUUGGAUCCACCCCCCACCAACGUAGAGAGCCAGCAAGCACCUGAGCCUGGAAGUGGACGUCUUGUUACGACUGGCACGACUGUCCAGGGAUUUGAGACUAAAUUCAAGGAGGAGAUCGAAGUGGGCGAUGCAAUUAUUUUGUUUCAUCCCUCAUUGUUGAUUGAGGAGGAGCGAAUUGUUGUGGGAGUUCUAUCGCAGCGCUCGCUUACGCUGCACGAAAAGUUCUCGAAUGAUAUCGCGAGCACAACCGCUUAUAAAAUACGAAAGGAUAGCACUUUGCUGCGUCAAAAAGCCGGGGAAGCUCUUGCAACGAACGAAGGAGCCUCAUCAGGAAGUCAGACGACGCUCCAAGACGAGAUUUCGCGGCAGUUACAGAAAAAAUUAGACAAUACCAGACAAACGUUUCGUUAUCGUGAGAAAACCGGAAUGUGGGGGUAUCGCGUUGUUACUGGAGAAGCUGAGAAGAAUUUAAGCGCAGAGGAAUUGUUGGAUAUGCGUGUUAAGAAAAUGGGCAGAGACAAAUUCUGCUGGUAG